AUGGUUCCUUCCACUGCCGACACUCCCAAUGUCGAUAGCCCACGUAAAUUGCCUACAGCCGAGGAGUUGUCGGAAGCGCUCAAGAUUGAUGUAUACGACCGAAAGGGCAAGACCAAGGCGCUAGGUGACCUUGUCAAAGGGCAGAGGACUGUGUUAGUGUUUAUUCGGCAUUUCUGGUGUCUGAACUGUCAAGCGUACGUUCGCUGUAUCAGUGAAUCUAUACCACCAUCAAACCUGCCUGCUAAUACUCAAAUCCUUGUUGUAGGAUGUGGCUCCCACCAGCCCAUUGACACCUAUGCUACGAACUCAUCCUCAAAGUACCCCAUUUACACUGACCCAACACUCCGCCUACACAAGCUCUUCAAGUUCAAGUCGAACCUAGCUGAAGGGAAAGCUGGCGAUGAACAGCGAGAUUACAUGCGCAAUGCGGGUAGUACGAUGUCCAGGAUCUUUGGUGGCAUCAAGGGUGCAUUGGGGAAUCUACAGCAUGUGAACUCUGUAGGACCAAAAGCCUUGAAUGGUGGUGAGGUGGUUUUGUCUGCCGAUGGCGAAUGCGAGUACAUGUACCGCAUGCAGAAUACGGUCGAUCAUACCAACAUAGCGGAGCUGGCAAAGAUGAUUGGAGCCGAAUACAUACCCGUAGAUGGCGAAGAGAAGAAAGCGCAGACUUGCAAUGAACCGGCUACGUGAGCGUUUGGAAUUGCAUCCUACCACGAGAACCGCCCACAGCAGACACAGAUUGCUGAAUAGGUUUGAGGACGUCUCCAGCUUUCUUCGUAUCUGUAUGUUGUGAUGCUGUAGCAUCAGACUGCAUAGGGGAUAUGGCCACCUUUGAUGAGAAAGAGAAGGCGAGUGUCCAGCUGCGACACCCAUAUUCCAGACCUUUUAUUGACAUGAUGCUCUUUGAAGUUGUUUCUCAUGUGAAUGUUGUUUCAAACGCAUAAUCUCAAUAUCCGAGGAUUCUACUACAACACAUUAUCAAUCGGUUUUAUUUGCUUUGAGAAUAUGCAUGAGAAGGUGGUCGAGGUCUCAAGAUGCAGACAAUUCACGGGAGAUAAAAAGGAUAUCAAAAUUGUUAAAACAAAAUACAUUGGCAAAUUCAUGGGUAUAUCUAACAUGUCGGUGAUCUAGUAAAGUCAUUACGCAAGUCCCAAAUCUAUAU
This is a messenger RNA of Alternaria alternata, 1162 nucleotides long. RefSeq lists its product as hypothetical. The record is from RefSeq and is a predicted model, not a curated record. The transcript has 4 exons. NCBI's taxonomy places the organism in Eukaryota, Fungi, Ascomycota, Dothideomycetes, Pleosporales, Pleosporaceae. The coding region runs from base 1 to 690 and encodes 229 amino acids.